Molecule: messenger RNA, 2313 nt
Organism: Thunnus maccoyii (southern bluefin tuna)
Lineage: Eukaryota; Metazoa; Chordata; Actinopteri; Scombriformes; Scombridae
Gene: cnih4
Product: cornichon family AMPA receptor auxiliary protein 4
Exons: 5
Coding region: 40-459 (139 amino acids)
Biological process (GO): endoplasmic reticulum to Golgi vesicle-mediated transport
Cellular component (GO): COPII-coated ER to Golgi transport vesicle; endoplasmic reticulum membrane
Source: RefSeq, a predicted model, not a curated record
AUACUGGCUCGAGAAGUGGCCGGAAAAGGAAGAAAAAAAAUGGAAGCGGCAGUGUUCAUUCUGUCACUUGUCGACUGCUGUGCAUUGAUUUUUCUCUCGGUCUACUUUAUCAUCACCCUGUCUGAUCUGGAAUGUGACUACAUCAAUGCCAGAGCCUGCUGCUCCAAGCUCAACAAAUGGGUAAUUCCAGAGAUGGUUGGCCAGUGUCUGUCCACUAUGCUGAUGUUGGUCUCCAUGCACUGGUUCAUCUUCCUCCUCAACCUGCCUGUAGCAGCCUGGAACAUUUAUAGGUAUGUGAAGGUUCCGAUGGGGAAUAUGGGCGUGUUUGACCCCACUGAGAUCCACAACCGGGGUCAGCUCAAGUCCCACAUGAAGGAGGCCAUGAUCAAACUGGGCUAUCACCUGCUCUGCUUCUUCAUUUAUUUGUACAGCAUGAUCCUGGCUCUGAUCAACGACUGAAGCACUCAACUUACUCUCUGACCCUGGCUGCCAAAUUUCAAACUCCUGGGUUUGCUGUUUCUCCCCUCACAUCCUGCUCUUGUACUGUAUGCAUAAAACCUCUCAGAACUGCUGUGCUGAAUACAACAGCAGAGUUUUGACUUUAAGAUAAUACUAAGGUUAAUAUUUAACCAUUUAACACUUCAAUAGCAUCAUGACAAAAAAAACCCCAAAAACUGUAAAAAAAAUCAAUAAAAUCCUCAGUGUUUACACAGUGAAAAGGCCAUUCUGGGUAUUAUCAGAGUACCCAAUUUAUUUCUCCCCAACUUCAGUGUUUUUUACCACGAAGCCAAAUAAGGUAAAAACACCAGUAUUGUUUCCACUCGAUGUACCACUUCACAUUAUGUUUAGUACCUAAAACACUUUGCCAAUUCUCAAGAUCCCAAAACCUUUCAGUUUAACAACUGGAAGAUGUUUGGGCUGUAGUUGAUUUACUUGCAGCAGCAGCUUGUAGAGUGGAGCAGGUGAAUCUGUAUUAAACCCUGCAGGUACAGUAUAGUCUUCUUAUCAGCUGGCGUUCUGUCAGAUAGUGAAACAUGUAGCUCCGUGUUUGGCUCCUGCCAUCAGUUUAUCAACCUGUUCAUGAUGCACGGUUCAACACACAGUGGACUGUUUAGUCUUCAGCUGUUUGAUUUUGGCUUUUUAUUGACAAGAAUCAGACCGAAGCCUCUGUAAUGACCUCUGUAAUCACCUACUCAGCCAUCACUUUCUACUUUAUUUUUUUUCCCACUUGUGCCUUUUCUUCUUCCACAAGUGAAGUAACUUAACAGUGUCAAUUCUAAGUUCUUAGCAGACAUAUUAUCAUCUCAAUCCAUAUGAUGAGAUUCAUGAAUCCGGUAUAUAGUGGUGUGAAAAUAGUUGUCUAUUUUUUUUUUAGUGUCUUGUUUUUUUAGAUAAUGAACUCAUCUCUCACAAGCACUGAGCGUACGUGCACGUCAUCUGGCAGCUGUAGUCUUGGUGCUGUGAUCAGGUGUCUGGUCCUCACGUUCUCACCAUCCAGAAGUAACAAAACAGAUGUGGAAGAUAUUUGCUUUGUGAUGGUAUUGAAGUGUAGUUAAAAGAUUAGAUCACUAAUCCUGUUCUGAGACUUUUUAUGCAUACAUACCCUACCAGACAUCCAGUAUUACACUCCAUCAGUAACGCUGAUUAAUAUACAGGCAGAUCUAACUAACUAUGAGUCUAUGUGUGUUCAUUACUAAACUGGUCAGUCUCUGUGAUGUGCUGCUGCUGCACCACUGUGGGCAGAAUGAAUGACAAUCACACUACAACUCACACACACACACACACACACACACACACACAGAUCAGCCCUCUCUCACCGUAUCUGCGCCAAAGUCUCCUGUCUGUCGUGCUGGAAGGAUGUCACAUCACAGAGCUGGAUGAUGUUUGAACUCCGGGUCAAAGUGUUUCGCCAUAAAUAUGUUGUUCUGUUCAGUCUGGAAAUAAUUGAUGUUAUUACUGUACGAGUGGCAGUUUGGAUUUGACCUCAGUCAUCACGCACUGAUGUUGUUGAAGUCUGACAUUCCCUGUUUUUUUGAAAGUUCCCUGCAUCAGGAGUUGUCUCAGCUUCUCACUGGGAUGACGGAUGUGUGCGCACUCCUCUUUAUUUGGUGAAAUGUAUAGACUGCUCUGUGUUAUGAAAAGCCUCUACUGUGAGCUGUAUGUGCAGAUAUUCUGGAGCCAUUUCUCUCUUCAGUAAACUAAAGAGGGCUGCUGGUGAUUCCAUUCAUGUCUGAUUCACACUAAACUGUCUGAUGCAGUUUUAAGUUUCUUUUUUGAGAGAUGUGGAGUUUCAUAAAUAAAUCUGAAAGUGAA